GAUCCGCCUGACUUUAGUCAGUCACGUAUUUAAGCAGAUUGACUAACGAACGAGACAUUUUCCUCUCUUCAAGUUCGGAUUGAAUAGACGAUGAAAGCAAUACACGUAAUCACCAUCGUCUUCGUGGCAUCUUGGAUCGUCGUUAUCGCGGACAGGGAUUUCGAUCAAGAUAAAUCUCAAUCUAUUCGGGAAAAAGCUUUAGACGAAAUUCCCACAGAAUGCCCACUUCGUGACACAAAUGACACGGUCCAUCUCGCGCACGAAACCGAUUGCACAAAGUUCUACAAGUGUUCUUGGGGUAAAAGAUAUCUGUUUGAUUGUCGUUGGAAAAACGACGAGGGAAAAGAGAUAAUAUUGCAUUUCAAUAAAUGGACACAAAACUGCGACUGGCCAUGGGAGGCCGGUUGCAUCGACUGUCCCGGAAAUGAGAAGAAUGGUUAUCCAUCGGUUAAGAUAUCUCAUGAAAUCAACAAUACUUGUACUCAAUACUAUCAAUGCAUAAAUGGUGAGAAGCAGCUACGUUAUUGUUCCAGCGGAUUGUGCUUCAGCGCCACAUGCCAAGAUUGUGUUCUAAGCCGGACGGGUGGAAAUUGCAAUUAAUUAUUAUAAAGGAUAUAGGAAACUUUAUUAAAUCAUAUGUCCGUACAGCGUAAAUGUUUCCUUCGUUCUAUGUAAAUAACACUUCGGAAAUCUUUCCGAUUGGUACAAGAAAAUUAAUUUUGAUUGCAGAAUAAAGGAAGAAUAAAAAGUAAAAAAAAA
Formica exsecta is the source of this 759-nucleotide messenger RNA. RefSeq lists its product as uncharacterized. Bases 91 to 600 code for a protein of 169 amino acids. Gene Ontology annotation, molecular function: chitin binding. The record is from RefSeq and is a predicted model, not a curated record. NCBI's taxonomy places the organism in Eukaryota, Metazoa, Arthropoda, Insecta, Hymenoptera, Formicidae. Gene Ontology annotation, cellular component: extracellular region. The transcript is spliced from 2 exons.